GACUUCCGCCGGCUGCGAGCCCUCGCCGGUCCUCGGGGGCCCCGAGCGCCCUCUUUACCUGGUCGCAGGGGCGCGGCCAGGCAGGGAGGGCGCGAGAGCGUGCGGGCGACGCGGGCCACCGCGCCUUCCCGCCCAGCCCGAGCCGGGAUUCCGAAGCUACUUCUGGAAGCCGCGGCCUGAGGAGCACUCGCCUCCAGUGAGGCCCCGAGUAGCAGGGAGAACUAGUAAUAAACAAGAAGCAAUGUGUCUAGAAAGUCCCCCGCCCACCGUCAUUCAUAAUCCGGCGGACCGGAAAAGGCUCUGCGUCACUUCCUGCUGUCUCACUAGGAAACGUUCCCCUCCCGACCGGUUGCGGGAACCUUUGUUUCUCGCUUCUGAUGCCGGUUAGGGCGGGGACGGGUUCGAAAAGAGCUGCCGGGAACGGACAGAGUGGCGGGGCGGAGCGAAUUUUGCAGACCUUUGAUGUGUGGCCUCAACUGGACAGCCAUCGUUUAAGCUCCGUAGGACAGACAGCAAGCGUUAUCAGACCUGAGGGGGCCCCGCAGUAGGUGUUUACAAUGGCUGCUACUGUGAACUUGGAACUUGAUCCCAUUUUUCUGAAAGCACUAGGUUUCCUACACUCAAAGAGUAAAGAUUCUGCUGAAAAGCUAAAAGCACUGCUUGAUGAGUCUUUGGCUCGGGGCAUCGAUUCAAGUUAUCGUCCAACUCAAAAGGAUGUGGAACCACCCAAAAUUUCAAGCACAAAAUCUAUUUCUAUCAAGCCAGAGCCCAAAACAUCAUCUGCUCUCCCUUCUAGCAGUAGUAAUGGCAAAGUCCUUGCACCUGAAAAGAUAAAGAAAGAAGCUGAGAAGAGACCUGCUGAUAAAAUGAAAGAUGUCACUGAAGGAGUUGAUAUUCCGAAGAAACCGAGAUUGGAGAAACCAGAGACACGAUCUUCUCCCAUUACUGUGCAAACCAGCAAGGAUUUAGCUAUGGCUGACCUCUCCAGCUUCGAAGAGACUAGUGCUGAUGAUUUUGCCAUGGAGAUGGGCUUGGCCUGUGUUGUUUGUAGACAAAUGACAGUGGCAUCUGGAAAUCAAUUAGUGGAAUGUCAGGAGUGCCAUAACCUCUACCACCAGGAUUGCCACAAACCCCAAGUGACAGACAAAGACGUGAAUGACCCUCGCCUGGUGUGGUACUGUGCCCGGUGCACCAGACAAAUGAAGAGAAUGGCUCAGAAGACUCAGAAGCCACCACAGAAACCAGCUCCCACUGUUGUUUCUGUGGCUCCAGCUGUCAAGGAUCCGCUAGUUAAGAAACCAGAAACCAAACUCAAACAAGAGACAGCCUUCCUGGCAUUCAAGAGAACAGAGGUUAAGCCACCCACGGUUAUUUCAGGAAAUUCUUCUAGUAACAACGUGUCCUCUUCAGUAACUAGCGGCCUAACUGGAUGGGCAGCUUUUGCAGCCAAAACGUCUUCAGCUGGUCCAUCAACAGCAAAGUUGAGUUCCACAGCACAAAACAAUAGUGGAAAACCUGCUGCCUCGUCAGCUAACCAGAAGCCUGUGGGGUUGACUAGUCUGGCAACAUCAUCCAAAGGUGGGCUAGGUUCCAAAAUAGGCUCUGGUAGCAGCUCUUCCCCCUCUGUACCACUAAAACCGCUUCCCCCUCUAACCUUAGGCAAGACUGGCCUGAGUCGCUCAGUUAGUUGUGAUAAUGUCAGCAAAGUGGGUCUUCCCAGUCCCAGUAGUUUAGUUCCUGGAGGGAGUGGGCAGCUGAGUGGGAAUGGGAAUAGUGGCACAUCAGGGCCCAGUGGAAGUGCCACAAGCAAAACCACCUCAGAACCCAGCAGCAGUCCCUCAGCAUCUCUGAAAGGUCCAACUUCACAAGAAUCACAGCUCAACGCUAUGAAGCGAUUACAAAUGGUCAAGAAGAAAGCUGCCCAAAAGAAACUCAAGAAGUAAUGUGGCCAAAUAGGUUUUUAUAUCAUAUUGCUCUAAAGAGUAAAAAAAAAAAAAAAUCCUUAUUGGAACAAAAGAUGUAAUAUACUGUAACUUAAUAAAAAUCAUGAUGAUCAGAUCUCUAUUGUUUGUUACAUUAAAGUGCUAAUAUUAUUUAGCCAAACUUGGAACCAUUUCUUUCAGCCUGUUUAGCAUUUUUAUUUUAUGAUUUCCAUAAUGUACAAAAACAGUGACUGUGACUGGUACAUGAUGAGAGCUUUAGAGGAUUGGUGGCAUAUGCAGAUAUAAAGAAAUGCUUCGCUUGGCAAAAUACCCCAGAUUUAAAACUCCUGAAAUAAGGUACCUGAUUGAGUUCUCUGCCUUUUAGGGAAAUCUCUCCCUUUUUCUCCUGUGAACUCUACCCAUAAUUCCAUCCUAUGGGAGGUAGUCCAAGUCUUUGCCUUGUAAGCUAAUGAGUUAGUCGGCUAUCAGUUUACAUAUAUAAUCCAACAAAGAAUAGAAUGCUUUCAAUAUCAGACCAAUAAAUGUAUUGUAGCAAAAUGCAACGUCCUUUUUACAGUCGACAAAUACCUCAUCUCUUCCCAAAACUGAAUCUUGUAAUCUCCUAUAUUCACUGAGUAGAAUUGUUUUAUCACCCAGGUGUGCUGCAAAAUCUAAACUCAAAGCAUCUUCCUUUACCCCUAGGUUCCCUAAUAUUAUUCUAAAAUAAAUUGAUAAAUAGUCUUUGUGAAGAUAAAA
Onychomys torridus (southern grasshopper mouse) is the source of this 2678-nucleotide messenger RNA. RefSeq names its product integrator complex subunit 12 (gene Ints12). NCBI's taxonomy places the organism in Eukaryota, Metazoa, Chordata, Mammalia, Rodentia, Cricetidae. The transcript has 8 exons. Gene Ontology annotation, biological process: snRNA 3'-end processing. The record is from RefSeq and is a predicted model, not a curated record. Gene Ontology annotation, cellular component: integrator complex. The coding region runs from base 558 to 1943 and encodes 461 amino acids.